CUUUAAAUCAACAAUUUCUCCCAAACAAUUCAAGCCUCUUUCACAAUAAGUCAUGAUAUAGGUAUCUAUGCUAUAGUCUGCGACAGGGGUAGUCGGCAGCAUUCCUAGCUUCAGGCUGACGGGGUCAUUUCAUUUCCUCAAAAAUUGGUCCGCUAGUUUGAUGCUGGAUUGCAUAACCUUCUCAACUGUGGAGUGCUGCUUCGAUGAAUCCUGUCGUUAACCUUUCCACUUCUCGCCCGCUACUCAGCAGAAGCGCUUGAAAUCCCGCGCCAUCUCAGGCUUGCGUCACCACCUGGUCACUUGAGCACCUCAGAACAACGCAGCACGGCCACCUCGACUCACAAUGGAGCCAAUCAUCAAGAGCUUUUCACGGGUUGUCAGAGGGAUAGACGAGAGCAGUCAUGUCCUCGAGUUGUACACAACCCUUGAAGACGCCCUUACAUCUGGCCAGUCGGCCACAUCAGCACCAGCCCUCACCCCUCAGCAAAAGCGCCGCAUCCUUGACUUUCCCGAACCCGACACACAGCUCGCCAACAUCGCCGCCGCAUGCCCUGCAGCAGAAGUCACGACGGGGGACGCCACCGACACCCAAGUCAGCGCCGCCAAGGCCGCCCUCCUCCAGCGCGCCGCAGACUCGCCGCGCGACCUGACCGACGCGGAGGUCAACCUCCUCAAGCUGCGCUACUGGGCAGCCACCCCCGGCGCGGACCGCAGCAACGAGGAGAAGAAAGCCCUUCGCGCCUCGUUCCAGGCGUACGGCGCCCGCGAGGACUGGCUCGCCGCGCUGGACCGCCUCAAGCGCGUGCGCGCCCCUCUGUACGACGCGAACGAGGAGGCCGCGAUCGACAACGCCGUGGCUGAGGACACGCGCCGGCUCGUCGAGGCCGCGCAGGGCGGGCCGGGGGCUAAGGAGAGGGCCGAGGAGGCGAACCGGCGCUCGCUGGCGGCGGCGCGGCCGUGGGUGCGGCGCAUGUGGGAGGAGGACGGCCAUGCGGAGGCCCGGGCGGGCCUGGCGCACGGUGGGAAGGCGUGGGGGUACCCGGUGUAUGUGGCGCCGCGCCUGUUGGAGGAGGAAGAGGUUGAGACUUUUGAGGAGUACGCGUCGAGACGGGACGGUGCGUUGUGGUGGGCUCGGAAUGGAGCGCGUCUGGGGGACGUCUUGGGGUCGAGGUGGCUGCUCCAGAGUUUGGCAUGGCCUGAGGGCGUCUCUUCGGACCUGCCCACCAGCGGUGGUGCGGGCGGCCAUGUUGGCAGUCGAGCCCGUCGGCUGGCUUUUCAAAAGCUUCGCCAUGACUUUGCCACGGUAGUGGCUGGUCCGCCAAAGAAGCAGACAAUCGUGGUACCAACGGAGCGGGGGAAAAAAGCGAAAUUUGAGCAAGAAGUCGACCUCAAGGGAGGACUCCUCCGCAACGUGUUCUUGGUCAUUGAUCAAGAAGCGGUAGAUUCGACAAUUGGGCCGCAAAGGGGUGUGGUCGAUGACAUGUGGCUAUGGGCGGUGGACCCAGCUUACUCGGACAACGUGGACGACAGCGACCCAACAACCUCAAGUGCCGAGGAAGACGAGACCAAGGACGAUGAGUACCACGGCUUCCUUCGUGUGCGCCUGCAACAGCUUAUAAACAACUUCUACGAGGUCCGGCGAUAUCAGGAGGAGGACUACUCUCUCUCGAGCUUGUGGCAACUGUCUCAGAGAAGCAGGAAUGGACUUUUCAUUUCAACGAAGGAGGAAGAGCUCAACCAUUGGAUCCCAACGCGGGAUGUUGGUAGUGCCAUCAGGCCUCCCAAACAAUCCGAGUGACGGGUCUUGGGGUUCGAAAGGGGCGCGACACACUAAGCCGCAUGUCUUUCGCGAACGAGCAAUGCUUUCAGUAUAUUCACGAACUCGAUCUUCCACUCAAAGACUCAAACUAGUUUAACAGCCUCGGUAUCUCUUUGUUCUUACGUACAAACUUUGGACGCCGUACCGAUACAGUACGCGUAGCCUGCCCACAAGCCUGAGCAGUCUCCAUUGAGGGCCGGGUUCAUCUGGUACAGACAAUUCAGGGAGAUACCCGC
Messenger RNA from Diaporthe batatas, 2055 nucleotides. RefSeq lists its product as uncharacterized. Bases 344 to 1798 code for a protein of 484 amino acids. The transcript is spliced from 2 exons. The record is from RefSeq and is a predicted model, not a curated record. Lineage: Eukaryota; Fungi; Ascomycota; Sordariomycetes; Diaporthales; Diaporthaceae.